AAGUCGCUGCUUGUCCUUUAAAUGAUUCGGUGUCGCCUGCUACAUGCUAGAGCGCACGCCUACCUCGAGUUUCUCCCGCACGAUUGUUUGCUCAUCUUCCAGUGCAGGUUCCUUGUUGUUCAGACUUCCGAAAGUCCGCUCUGUCCGUGUUGCCAGUUCUUCUGCACGAGUCUGCGCAGUGUGUGGAGGAGGAACAGCGAGUGAAGCGCGAGGAGCGCAGUCGGACAUGAUGCGCGCGGAGCUCAGACAAGAGCCACCAUGGUGAGGAAGAGACCCAGAGCGCGAGGAUUUGUGUUCAGCGUGAAGCUAAAGAGAUGCACAGUGCAUGAAAAACCCGGAGAACUCGUGGGCGAUUUGGUUUUACUGGUCUGAGCGGAAAACUCGGCGGAAAUCAGCAUAGGAGAGCAGCAGGAACAGGUUUUUUUCUGCUUAUGGAGAAUCUCAGCAAUCUGGAAUACAUGAUGAAGUUCAAGCCCAAUCAGACAAGGACGUACGACGGCGAAGGCUUUAAAAAACGGGCCGCGUGUUUGUGCUUCAAGAACGACCGGGAAGACGAGGUGUUGCUUGUGAGCAGCAGCCGGCACCCGGAUCAGUGGAUCGUUCCAGGAGGUGGAAUGGAGCCAGAGGAAGAGCCAGGUGGAACUGCUGUGAGAGAGGUCUAUGAAGAGGCUGGUGUAAGGGGCACGCUUGGCAGAUUGCUAGGGGUUUUUGAGAACCUAGACAGCAAACACCGAACGUAUGUGUAUGUGCUUACGGUUACAGAGACACUGGAGGACUGGGAGGACUCUGUUAAUAUUGGUCGCAAGAGAAAGUGGUUUAAGAUUGACGAGGCGAUCCGGGUGCUGCAGUGCCAUAAGCCGGUGCAUGCUGAGUACCUGCGCAGACUCACACCUCGCUGUGGCUCCAAUAACGGAAACACUCAGGAGCCGACAGGCCAAGGCGAUAACACACCUCUCCAUCAGACCACCUCACAUGACUGCAGUCUGCCCCGAUUACACAGAUAGAACUGGCAACAGGGGGCAGCUUUGAGCUACACAAAAAAGGACUGGAAAGAAUACUUUUGCAUGCAGAAUUUCUAUACUUAGUAGGGUUUUUUUUUUUUUCUAAUGUUGAGAAGCCAAAAGUUUAAAGAAGAAUGUGCCUUUGACUCACAAGUUUAUGAUAUAGUGUGUAUAGAGCUUUUGAGACAUUUCUUUCUUACAGCCGAACAAAUAUGUGAUGGGCUUGAAAAAGCCUAUUUGAAUGAAGAAUGAAGGCUAUUGUGAAGAUACUGGACAUUUGGAGCACCUGGCUUUUUAAAUAACUGAGAAAUUACUUAUGGAGUUUUAGCGUUAUUUAUUCCUAGGUUGCCGUGAUUUAAAGAAUGUUUGACAUGAAGCUGAAGCAUCUUUAGCAAUGGCAAAACUGUGCAAUACUUGAUGUAAAAAAAAAAAAAAAAAAAAAAAAAAAAAAAA
Messenger RNA from Ictalurus furcatus (blue catfish), 1454 nucleotides. It is a transcript of the gene nudt4a, whose product is annotated as nudix (nucleoside diphosphate linked moiety X)-type motif 4a. Gene Ontology annotation, cellular component: nucleus; cytoplasm. The transcript has 5 exons. Gene Ontology annotation, biological process: adenosine 5'-(hexahydrogen pentaphosphate) catabolic process; diphosphoinositol polyphosphate metabolic process; diadenosine hexaphosphate catabolic process. Bases 432 to 1004 code for a protein of 190 amino acids. NCBI's taxonomy places the organism in Eukaryota, Metazoa, Chordata, Actinopteri, Siluriformes, Ictaluridae. The record is from RefSeq and is a predicted model, not a curated record. Gene Ontology annotation, molecular function: diphosphoinositol-polyphosphate diphosphatase activity; bis(5'-adenosyl)-hexaphosphatase activity; bis(5'-adenosyl)-pentaphosphatase activity.